UGGCUGCGUAAAGGCGUGUUUGGCGAAGCAAGGACACACAGGACUGGCGGACACUUGUUGUCUUAUCCCAUAGGCAAGCGCUCACAUACCAGUAAUAGCUCAACUGCAACUAAAUUUUUAUUGUAGAUCAUAAAUCAUGCAUCUCACCUGGACAGUAGAUGGCUAAGGAUUAAAUCCGUCAAGUUGGGAGUCUUUGACAGCCAUUUCAAACCUGGAACUGGCGAGGACUACACAAAAAGCUUCCAUCCACCCCGUUUCUUUGCGGGGAUUAUGAGACAUUUUUCAUCUAAAUGGGAAUCUAUGAACAUCCUAGCAGUCGGCAACCCAAUGACAGCAGACAUUGUACAGUUCUUUGAGGUCCAGAAUCUUGGAGAAAAGGGCUCAUCUGCAUGAGUUGCUUGGUGAGGGCAAUGGUCAGCUAUUGACUGGGGUUGCGCCGGCCCCUGUAGUUGAUGGCUGUAAGCAGAGGAAGCGUUGCCUUCUGGGUGGGUUUCGUCCGCAUCCACGGCAGAAGGCAACCGAUUGUAAGUCAGCUAGCGGACUCACAGUGGCUCUGUCCAGCACGUCCUCUCAGCAGUGCAUCAUGGGCCCUGGCGCCCCCCAACAGCCUGCGAUAUCAGAGCGCCAAGAAGCCGGUCCUCUCGCACCCUUUUCAUCAUGCCAGCCAGCCGCAGAAGGCUGCUUACAACGAGGAUAACUGGGAGGAGUCGCUCCGCGUGUGUGUGCUGGUGCGACUGGGUGAGUCGGGCACCAUGCGCACCACCAUGGAGAUCCCUUUGUUCGGUCAGACAAAACUAGCAGAGUUGCUUACGCCUGGGACUUACAAGUCUUCUGAGUUGUCCUUCCUGUUGACCACGGUGGACGGAAGCAGAGAGGACGACAUCAACGUUGUCAAGAGAAGUGGCGGCGACACAGAAAAGAGACAACACAGUUUUAGGAGCCUGUUCGAAGCCGAGAAGUGUCCCGCACCUUACAUGUAUGGCUCUCACUUUUAUUGUUUCCAUUGCCCGGGAACUAGACAAUCGAUUGCACACGACAGGCUGAACUUUAGGCAGAAUGUUGGACUUGAGAGCGACAAGAUGAAGGAGUUGCACGGCACUCUGUGUAGCCAGGCAGCACCAGCAGAGGGACAGCACCACGAAGGAGACAGUGAAAGAGAGCAGAGACUGGCCAUGGUGUACGAAAGACUGAGAAGCGAGCUGCCAAAUUUCUUCCAUAAGACUCAUGACUACAGCAUGUACUCCAAUGAUGUUGAAUUCAUCAACGGUCUUCUCAAUACCAAGACCAGAGGACGCAUUGCAUACCACCUCAACAUCGCCAUGUGCCGCUUUCUGUGUCUGAUGUACUUUGUGGACGUGCGGCUGGAGGUGCUCAAGCUGACCAAGCAUCCGGAGGACGGGACAAUCAAGGCUCGCUGGCGGCUCAAGGCCCUUCCCUUUUUCUCGCUGAUGCUACGCAUCUACCGCAGAGAUAAAUCCCAGUUGUACAGGUUUUAUGAUGCAUUCUCUACGUUUUACGUAGGACACGAUGGACUCAUUCACUGUCAUAAAGUUGAAAAGGUGAUGCAGGCUCCACCCCCUGUCCUGCCCAGCGUCACAUCCCUUCUUGCCAGUGCUUUAAUAGCUUUGGGGGUGCAGGAGAACCGGCCUGCUCUCAAUUUGCUGCCCCUCCUGCUGUCCUCGCUAAAACAGGUCCGAGAUUAACCACAGUCGGGAGCGGGAGCAUCUGUCACCUAUAGAAACAUUUAUAAACCUUAAGCGCUGUUUUACGUUGUGGCCAGUAUGUGCUAACAAACGCAAAUGUUCACCCGUGGACUUCAUCUUCUCACUUCAUUUCUUUAGGCAAAACAAGAACUAUAGGUCCUCCUCGAAUUCCCCCUACACCCGUUGUUGCUGUAAUGUUUGUUAACCUCAGUUUGCAUUAUUCAAAUCAAUGUCCUUGUUGAAAUUGUGACCUGACUGUAAACCUGAAUGAAGAAAACACAAACCCUUCAAUGGUGAAAACAUCAUGCUUAACUCUUCCCAUAAAUCCAACUAUUUCAACUUGUAUUUAUUUUUUUGUGCGUAUGCGCACCCAUUUAUGUUUUUCUCAAGAUUAGCUUUCUGGGGUCCUUACGCAGUAAUGCAUCAAUUCUCACAACACCUUGACAAAUAAAAGCUAAUACAAUGGGGAAAAAACAGAGGACAAAAUCAUACAAAGUACAAAGAAAUGGUGUUUCAAACCCCCCAAAAAAGGAAAGAAGUAAAAUAAAAACAUUAAAUUAAUAAGAACUACUAUUAGAAUAAAGACAAAAUUACAAUUCAGUUACAAAUUUCCAUUAACGUGAAAAUACUAAAUAUGUCAACACAACAAAAAUGACUAAAGUGUCCAAAGUAUCGAUAUUUUGAGUUGACAAUCGAUAUUCCGACAUAAAUCUAGUAUUAGCAGUAUCGAUCCGCACAUCACUAGUGUAAUUGUGUAUGGGGCAGUGGCGUUGGGUCAUACUUGCCAACCCUCCCGAAUUUUCCGGGAGACUCCCGAAUUUCAGUGCCUCUCCCGAAAAUCUCCCGGGACAACCAUUCUACCGAAUUUCUCCCGAUUUCCAGCCGGACUUAAGGCACGCCCCCUCCAGGUCCGUGCGGACCUGAGUGAGGACAGCCUGUUGUCACGUCCGCUCUUUA
Molecule: messenger RNA, 2660 nt
Organism: Entelurus aequoreus (snake pipefish)
Lineage: Eukaryota; Metazoa; Chordata; Actinopteri; Syngnathiformes; Syngnathidae
Exons: 9
Coding region: 453-1703 (416 amino acids)
Source: RefSeq, a predicted model, not a curated record